Messenger RNA from Cimex lectularius (bed bug), 3270 nucleotides. Its product is annotated as serine/arginine repetitive matrix protein 1-like. The coding region runs from base 278 to 2485 and encodes 735 amino acids. The record is from RefSeq and is a predicted model, not a curated record. The transcript has 12 exons. Lineage: Eukaryota; Metazoa; Arthropoda; Insecta; Hemiptera; Cimicidae.
UAUAACAUCUUGAAGGUUAUCAUUUGUGGCAGUAUUUGCUUGCUGUUUGACAACACUGAUUGGUUACUGCUGAAUUGCUGAGCAGUAACGUCCAGCGGCAGCAGAAGCCUGCAGUUUACAAGCUCCACUUACAACAGGAAUAGUUAACAUUCAUGGGAAAGUAAAAAAGUGCAAAAAAAAAAGAGGCUCGUCUGCGGUGUCGGUAUUGCUGGCCAUCUGUGCAGCGGAGGUGGAUAUCGUACAGAUGACACGAUCCUUCUAAUCUACCCCCCGAGACAUGGAGGACGACGACGAUUUGGAAGCUUUACGAUUAGCGGCUUUACAAACCAUCAAGCCGAGAAAAGCUGAUAGAAGAAACACUAAUUUGCAGUACCACUAUUACCGCCAGAAAGCAAACCCGAACCUAAUAGAAAUUGUUACAAAAGAUGAAUUGUUUGAAACACCAGCCAUUGAAAGUGAUAUUAAAUCAACUGAAUUAUCAAAUGAUAAAACAAUUGAAAAGGGUGUUGUCGGAAAUAACACUGACAAAUGUCAGAACCAAGAAGAAAAAAAGAUAAGGUCAAAAUUUAGGACCGAGGAUGAAAAUGCGGAUGAAAAAAACCUUAAAUUGGAUGAAGACCAAUUAGAUUUUGAAUACGAAAGCGACUUUCAAAUAUAUGAUGAUGACAGUUUAGAAAAGCUGAUGGAUGAAAUGGAACAAGAAUUUAACGAAAAACCUUCAAUCGUUUCAACAUUAAAAGACAAAAAUAUAAUAAGAGGAAUGGAUAGUAAAGUUAAAAAACAGUUGAGUAAAUCCGGAUCACCAGUAGACAAGAAACACCCACUAACUGUCAAAUCAAGGAAUGUCUCGAGUAAAACAUGUCCAUCCUCGAAGUUACAAAAAUUAACAAGAAGAUCUAUAACUCCUCAAGAUAGACAUAGGAAAUCGGUGAGUCCUGUUGUAAAAAGACUGGCGGGUUCAAAAAGAAAAUCUACAGUACCGUUCAGGUCACGUGAACUAAGAUCUACUUCUCGAAGUAGGUCACCAACUCCAAACUUGAGAUCUAGCUUAAGAUCUGGGAGAUCUACUAACUCAAGACCUAGAAGAUCGUACAGCCCAAAGGUGCGAAAAUUAUCACCAAAUACCAAAUCAAGGAUGCCUUCUGAAAUCGAAAAGAGAAAGCGAUCUUUAACUCCCAAAAGAAGAAAGUCUGAAAGUCCCCAUAGAACAUUGAACGAUACUGCAAAAAACAAUUAUCCACUAACUGGAAAAUCGAAAUCUUCCAUUGUAUAUUUGCGAUCAACUUUAAAAUCUCUUGAUUCUCAUACAUCACCACCGUUAUCACCCUGUCGAAAAAAGGCCAGAUCUCCGAAUUACAGAUCAUGUUCUCGAUCUCCUGUCAUGAAUGAGCACCACAAGGCGAGAAGAUCGACAUCCCCAAAACGAAGACUUAUUAAAACUAGAAGCCAUGCUUACAGGAAAAGGUCAGAAUCACCUGCGAUUAAAAGAACUAAAACAAUCAUUCAAGAUUCAUCAACCCUAGAAUAUUCCAAAAAAGGGAAGUCGACACAUUCAUCUGCAGUGCAGGACAUCGAAAAGGAAGAAAAUGGAUGUGAUCAGAAUAUAAUUUCUGAUUCCAAAUUGGAGGCCCGCAGGAAAAAAUUUGAAUCCAAUACGGUAGUGGCGCCCGUUAAUAAAAAAAUCCGUCUAAAUUUCUCAAGCGGAGACAAAAAUGAAAAUAAUAAAUCACAGAAAAACUUUGUGGAUGAACAACCAGUUGCUACAAUUAAGAACCUGACUAAAAGCAGAGUUCUUUCAGAAGCUAGAAUCAUUGAUGAAGAUGAACCGACAAAUAAAAAUCUGUCAUCAAAAGUGGAUUUAAAAAGAACAGAUCUUCAACCUAUUACCAUGAUGAAAGAAAUAGUGAUAAAAGAUGAAUGUUUUGAGAAAAAUUCAUCAAAGGAGAGUAUGAAAGAAUUAAUUUUUUCCAAAAACAAGAACAUGGACAAAGUUAAGACAAAAGGGAAGCAAUUGGCCCUUCAAAAAAUGGAACUUGAUAAACAUAGAAAACAAGGAAACAAUUUUCAUUCUGAUUCAAAAGACUCAUUAGUUUUGAAUGUUCCCUCGAACAGUGAAAAAAAAUCAGUUACAAAAUUAUCCACUAAUCAACCGGAUAAUGACAACGAAAGCGAUCUACGUGAUGAACUCAGCCGCAGAAGGGCAGAAAGAUUGAGAGAAUCUAGUUUCCAGCCUGCAGCUAGAAUAAUUAAGUCUGCUUUUGAAGGUGUUGUAAAUAGCAAGGAAAAAAUUCGAAAACAAAUGUUUGCAGAGCAGAAUUCAUCCAAAAAAAUCAGUUCACUUAAAGGGAGAAGAGUUCAUGUUGUUGAUAAAAGCAGGGAUGCAAGUGAUGACGUAGGAGAUGAAAAAUUAUACGAACAAACAUCAAAGAAGUUAACAACUUUAAAUACAAGAGCACUUAUUAGACAAAAGAAGAUAAAUGAGUGAUUUCAUCUGUUACAACCUCUUUUAUUUUUCCCUAUUGUAGUUUUGUACCAUUAAAUAGGAAAGGAAUGUAUCCAUGUACAUAGGAAUCUUUAACGAACAAUAAAUUACUUACGUUCACAUUCAUUGAUACGCUGUGCUGUUUUUUUAAAUUAUUUCUUAUAUUUUUAAAUGAAGUGUAAUUUUAAAAUAUAUUGUAUGAUAGUUAUUUUAUAAGAGGCGUGUUUGAUAAAGUGAUACUAUAAUCUUGAACAAUUUUCGUAAGUAAAAGUGUAAUUCCUUAAAAUGCUUUACAUUGUAGCUAGGUUCUUAAAUAAUCAAAUUGUUUCUUGAGUACUUUUGAAGAAAAAUGUGUAAAAAUAUAAGUAAAAUAUUUUUUAAAAUUUUUAUUCAAGUGUAAAAAUGCAAUGUAAAAAAAAAUAUUUAGACAGAUGUAAGUCAUUUGCCAGAAAAAAAGUGUAAACGAUAAAGAAAUUUAUUGCUGGAAAAUCUAAGUUUUUUUUUAUUGUUUUAUAUUUAUUUUCUCCCUUAAGUAAUUUCUACAUUUCUGAUUGAUUCGUUACUUUUUUUUUAAUUACAACUUUCAAGUAGUCAAUGAUUAAGGUAAUUUUAUAGAUUUGUAUUAUAACAAUUUGUUCCUCUGUCACAACUUCUAAUUGAAUUAUCAUUGUAAUUUUUAUUGUACAUUUGAAAAUGAUUUUACUUGUUAAAUAUUUGUUGUAAAUAAAACCAAUUUCUAAUUAGCUUAUUUUAAUUGCCUAUAUGAAAAAAAAAAUGGUCUGUGAUAA